AUGGACGACAGGCUCAGUUGUUUCUCUGACGAUAUACUUCAUCUCAUUCUCUCUCCAUUACCCAUUAAAGACAUUGGUAGAACUUCAGUUUUAUCUAAGCGAUGGAGAUAUGUUUGGGCCUCUGUUCCAGUUUUCAACAUUGAAGGAAUCAAUCGGCCAUGGAUAAUUGACCAAGCACUCCUACUCCACAAUGGACCCAUCCAUCGGGCAGUUUUCAACAAUGAAGGAAUCAAUCGGCCAUGGAUAAUUGACCAAGCACUCUUAUUCCACAAUGGACCCGUCCAUCGGGUUUGGCUGCCUCGUGAUAAGUUGGUGUCUAGCAAUGCUGAUCGAUGGAUACUUGCUCUCACUAGAAAAGGCCUACAAGACCUAACGAUUGAUAUGAAAUCCGUGUCUUGGUACAAGAUUCACUCCUCCAUCUUCUUUUGUGAUGCUUUAAUGUCUCUCAAUUUGAAGUACUCCAUACUCAAGCCCCCAGCCGAUUUCGAUUUCAAGGGUUUUCAGUCCCUGGAGCGUCUCUCUCUAGAGAAGGUUUCGCUUGAUGAUAGCAUGCUGGAGUCCCUAGUUUCGAAGAGUAGGCAGUUGAAAUACCUAACGUUGAGCGAAUGUAAUGGCCUCUCUUCUGUCAAAAUCCAUGCCCCAAAUGUCAUUUCUUUUCACUUUAAGGGUUUCUUCAAUACCCUGAAUUUGGAUAAGAGCUUUAAUCUAAAGAAUCUGAAGAACCUGAACCUGCACUUGUACCCUCAUCAUACCGAGGGCAAUGUUCGAGAUUGCAGAGCAAGCAAACUUGUGGAGGAUCUACCCAAACUAGAAUCGAUUACGUUACUAGGCUGGUCUAUGCGGGUUUUAUUUAGUGGAGAUGUACCUGCCAGCAUACUCUCGACCCCGCGUUGUUCUCUAAGAACUUUAGAUAUUUGUCUCAAUACGAGGGAAAAUAAUGAGGUCCAAGGCUUCUUUUGCUUGCUAAGAAGUUUUCCUUCUUUGGAAACAUUGUCCCUUUGGCUUGAUGGCAAAAUAGAACCCAUUAAUGAAACCGAUGGAACUUGCUUCCAUGAAUUGAGAACAAGGAAGCCUGAUUGGUUGGGUUGCCUCAAAAUAGUGAACGUGAAGAAUCUUAGUGGCCUGGAAGAAGAGAUGGAAUUGAUUGGAUUCUUGCUAUCAAAUGCCAUAGCGUUGGACAAACUUACAAUUGAGUAUGAGAAAGAAGUGAAACCAGUUGAACAGUUUAGUAUAGCAAAGAGCAAUGGUUUCUUUCUUGUGGUGCGAUUUCAACAAUUUAAGAGAAACCCUUUGUUUGUUGCAGAGCUUCUCAUUUUGGGUUUGUUCAAGAGCCUCUCUGGUUUGUUGCAGAGCUUCUCAUUUUGGGUUUAAUGGCCCUGAUUUCACCAUUGAAGGCUUGCUAUAAUUUGGGUUUUCGGAGGUGGGGUAAACAGUUGCAGAGAAGCUACGAGGCAAUGGUGAACUGCGCUUCCACUCUGUUUCAAUGGAGAAAACUAGUCUGAUGACUCUGAUCCUUGAAAACACAUUAAAGACUGAUCUGGCUAAAAUUGCGGUCACAUAAUCAAAGCUUCGACCCCAAAUUGAGCUCUCUUUUAAAUAUCUUACCUCUUCUUUUUGCCAAAUUGAGGCUCUGCUGACCACUUUUGUCACGCCCUUUCCCAACGACACAAUUUCCAGCAAGAAAAUGACCAUAAUCGCCGCUGUAUUCCGAUGGGAACCCAAUUUUCCGAUGGUCCUUUCAGUAACUGUCACAUCUUUCGGCACUGUUUUUUCGCUUGAUUUCGACUUCCCAAACUUGAAGCAAGCCACCGCUUGUUUUCGUUUUUGGGGGG
This is a messenger RNA of Amborella trichopoda, 1832 nucleotides long. RefSeq names its product F-box/FBD/LRR-repeat protein At1g13570. Lineage: Eukaryota; Viridiplantae; Streptophyta; Magnoliopsida; Amborellales; Amborellaceae. The record is from RefSeq and is a predicted model, not a curated record. Gene Ontology annotation, molecular function: protein binding.